This is a messenger RNA of Closterium sp. Naga37s-1, 3660 nucleotides long. Lineage: Eukaryota; Viridiplantae; Streptophyta; Zygnematophyceae; Desmidiales; Closteriaceae. The record is from the annotation of a GenBank genome assembly.
AUGUCGAAUCUGGGGAAAGCGCUAGGGUUGCGCGAGUUGGCGCGAGAAAAAGCAGAUGCGGGGAGCGAAGGGGGAAGCAGCGGUUCAGGUCACGCGCGACCAGCUGCGCCUUCCGCUCCGCCCGCGCACUUGCGCCCGCACCGCGGCUACCUCAAACAGAUGUCCAUGCCCGCGGGGAAAGCCACCACUGAUGCAGCCGCCGCCGCCGCCGCCGUAACUGCCGCAGCCGCAGCGCGCGGAGCAGAGGGGAUGAGCGGGGGAGCGGGCGGGGGAAAGGGUGGCGGAACGGGGGGAGAGAAAUUGCGGUGGGGGGAGUGGAUGGGGCGACCGCACCAUCAGGAAGGGAGAGGGGGAAGUAGGGGCGGGGGGGGGAUGGGCGGGGAUAACGUGGGAGGGGCGAGCACUCGUGUGGGAUGGCUGGACGCAUCUGGACGGUCGGAUUUCGCGAUUAUUGUGACGAGGACAAGUGGCGCGCUCUGGUUGGAGGAGAUGCACAGGCGUAGGGUGCAUCACGCGCUGUGCGGGUUUGGGCGGGAAAGGAAGAGCCUUGAGGCCUUUGCAAUGGCGCAGCAGCGGAAAGAGGACGGGGAAGGUAUAGUGGGGGAGGAAAACCAAGGGGAGACUGGGGGAGAGGGUGGAAAAAGGGGUGGAGCAGAGGGGGAAGACAAGGGAUUAGAGGGAAAGGAGACGAUUGAGAAAGGGUCGGCGAGCUCUGCUCGUGCUGCAGCUGCUGCGUUGGCGAUUCCACCUAAGCUAGUCCCUGGCGCGUUGAAGCGUGCUCCGUUAACCAGAAAGGUGAAACGGGGACUUGAAGGGGUGGGGGAUGGGGCAGUGUACAGUGGGGUUACUGUAGAAGGUGUGCUUAUAGGGGGUGUUAUGCAAGCGGGUAAUGCUGCCAGUGGCAGUGGUGGGGGUCGCACUGGUUUGGACGGGGAUUUGGGAAAAGGGGUUGGGGAAAGCAGGGGAGGCGGCGGAAGAGGGGACGAGAGUGGGGGAGUUGGCGGAGAGAGGGGAGAGGGGGGCGGAAGUAGAGAGGGGGGAGGCGGGGGGAGUGGGGAAGAGGAGGGGGAUCGGGAGGAACGAGGGUCGGAUUUUGCUCUAGAGGAGCAAGGAGAAGACGAGGAGGAGGAGGAGGAAGAAGAAGAGAGCUUGAGAGGAGAUGAAGAAGCGGACGAGGACGAGGAGGGAGGAGCGUUGGCCAGACGGUCAGCAAGCAGUGGCAGCGCUAUCAUCCGAAGGAGAAGGUUACAGGAAGAAGCAAGGCAAGGAGGAGGGAGAGGGAGAGGCGCAGCAGCAGCCGCAGCAGCAGGAGGAACGGUGGGAGAAGCACGGGUGCAGCGGGGAAGCUGCGGGGGAGGAGCAGCCGUGCACGUGCCGCACUGGAGGAGAGCCAGCGGGGGAGGGGACGGGGAGAGAUGGCAGACAGCACGUUAUGAACCGAGCCCAACCGUUUCAAUCGACUGCACCAUGUCUUCCACUGCCUCGUCCCCCCUAGACCCCGCUCUCAUGCAAUCCCCGUACUACCCACACCAUAUCCUGCCGCACAACCUGCCGCCCCUGCACGUGCAGAACCGGCAGCACCGGCGGCAGCUGUCGAAUCAGUCGUUCCCUGUGGGGCUGCAGCAGCAGGGCCCUCGCUCGCCUCUCUUCUCCAUGCCUCGAGAUGCUGGGCUUCCCCCCGCUCCUGCUCCUGCUCCCGCUGCUGCUGCUGUUUCUGCUGCUGGUGGUAGUAACGACGGUGCUGGUGCAGGUGGUGUGGAGGUUCUAUCUGCUGGGCAGCAAGGGGAUGGAGAAGCAGCAAGAGCGGCAGCAGCAGCACUGGCAGACUUAGAGGAGGCUGUGGAGCAGAGCGAAGAGAAGGGCGAUGAGAAUGACAAGGAGCAGAGUGCAGAGCAGAGCAUACAGCAAAGCUCAAGCGCGGGGCGGAGGAGAGUGAUGGCUCGUUUCCCCAGGGCCAUGUCCACUCCUGCUGGGAUCGGCAGAUCGCCUUUAGGGGGGAGCAGCCCUCUGUCUGAUGUGGAUGAUGGAGAGGACAACAGGGUGCGUGGGGAGGAGAGUGCGGAGGAGGAAAGUGGGGAGGGGAGUGAGGAGGGGAGUGGGGCGGCGAGUGAGGGGGGAGGAGGGGGGAGUCCUCACAUGAGUGAGUAUGAGGUGGGUGGUUUACAGGAGACCAUUACCGAGGGCACUGAGCCUUCCGAAUCCAGCCACAACCACCACAGCCAAUCAUCAUCCCCUUUACAACACGACCCAGUAUCGUCACCACGCGCCGGAACAGCCGCCGCCAUUGCAGCCGCUGCCGAAGCCGCAAAUCCGAGCCUGCCGCCGACCCUGGCCUCCCUGGGGAAGAAAGCCGAAGCAACGCUGUCGACCCGAACCUACCGGGAUAAGGACGGGAUAGAGUGGCACAAGCGCGGGCCUCUUACCGAAGCUGCAGCUGUGGAGUUUGAUACCGAGCCUAUGGACAUGCCUGCUGUGGUGGAUCGGUAUGGAUUUGUGGCGGAGGAGGGGGAGGGGAGGGACGGGUCUGGGGGAGGCGAGGAGGUGAGAGGGGUGGCAGGGGUGCAUCCUCCGCAGGCAAGCUUGUUGGAGAAGGAGGAGCGGCUGUUGUUUAUCAAGGAGGAGAGGGAGGUGCGCAGGUGGCGAGCUAUGAUUGGUCUGGGGCCCAUGGACUGGAACCUCUACCAGAGGAAGCACCCCCGGGAGGUCAAGAAGCGGAUAAGACAAGGCGUGCCGGACUGCCUGCGUGGGAUCGUGUGGCAGCUUUUGUCUGGUAGCCGGGAGUUCCUGUUGAUGAAUGAAGGCGCGUAUGAGCACAUGUUACUGUACGAGCUAUCCAACAACGAGAUGGACAUCAUUCGAGACAUCAACCGCACCUUCCCCACACACGUUUACUUCAUGCAGAAGCACGGCCCGGGGCAGAGAGCACUCUUUAACGUGCUCAAAGCAUACAGCGUGUAUGACAAGAAGAUUGGAUACGUGCAGGGCAUGGGUUUUAUUGCUGGUCUCAUGCUGCUGUACAUGGCGGAGGAGGACGCCUUCUGGCUGCUCGUGGCGCUCAUGAAGGGUGCUAACCACACGUCACUCGAAGGAAUCUUCCUCGUGGGUCUGCCGCUGGUCCAACAGUACCUCUUCCAGUUCGACCGCCUCUUACACGAGUGCCUGCCACAGCUCGCACGGCACAUGGAGGGCGAGGGAGUGACGCCCUCCAUGUACGCGUCGCAGUGGUUUAUCACCGUCUUCGCCUACAGCUUCCCUUUUGCGACCACCCUGAGAAUAUGGGACGUUUUCCUGUUUGAGGGCAUGAAGACAGUGUUCCGGGUGGGACUGGCUCUGCUGAAGCAGCAACAGGACGAUCUGCUGCAGAUGCCCUUUGAGGACCUCGUGCCGGCCCUCAGGACGUACCCGGACCGCAUCCUGGAGCCAGACACACUGCUCAACGUCGCCUUCUCCUUCAAUGUCUCAGAGCGGCUAAGGGAGCUGGAGGCAGAGUACAAUGCGAUGCAGCACCCACCGCCCAUCACAGGCCCCAAGGCGCAUGGGGAGGUGGAGGAGGGAGAGAGGCACGAGGGGGCGGGAGGGGAGGGCCACCAGCGGAAAGGCUCCCGGUUCCAAAUCCGCCAGAGAAUCAAAUCUGCAUUUUCCCGCCCACCAAUAGCAUAA